AUGCAGCCUUCUGCUUUGCAAAUGCCAAAUCGGAUUAAUGUGGAUCUCCCAUGCCAAGUUUGUUUGGAUGAAGACUAUUGUAUGUGUAAUGAUGAUAUUGAUUCACAAAUUUUUGGUGAUCGUCAGCCAAGAAGUAUUUCACUGAUUGAGAAGCCUCGAGGGGAACAUAAUAUUAAUCUCACGUUGACUCUCUCAGUAUGA
Ilex paraguariensis (yerba mate) is the source of this 201-nucleotide messenger RNA. The record is from the annotation of a GenBank genome assembly. Lineage: Eukaryota; Viridiplantae; Streptophyta; Magnoliopsida; Aquifoliales; Aquifoliaceae.